Molecule: messenger RNA, 1242 nt
Organism: Fusarium sp. VM40
Lineage: Eukaryota; Fungi; Ascomycota; Sordariomycetes; Hypocreales; Nectriaceae
Source: the annotation of a GenBank genome assembly
AUGGCGCGUUCAAAGCAGCCGGCCAUCAAGCGCGAGCCGUCGUCCGAGUUCUUCAACAAAUCGACCGCAACAUGGGAGGAAACCCAUCAAUCGCAAAAGAGCUCUUCCAAUGGAAUCAUUGUGAAGAUGGUCGUUGAUGCGACGCCUGCUUCGGCGCAAGAUGCUGGGCUCUUGCAGCUCGUCAUUGCGGUUGCGGGCAUCUAUGCUUCCUUCCUCACUUGGGCGUAUCUCCAGGAAAAGCUCACCACGAAGCCCUAUGGUCCCGUCGACGCCCCGGAAGUCUGGCACUUCCCUGUCUUCCUCAACACCAUCCAGUCCGUCUUCGCUGCCAUCGUAGGCGCUGUCUAUCUCUUCGCCUCGACGCCUCGCAACGCCGCUGUCCCUCCCGUCAUUCCCUCGCGCCGUAUCCUUGCACCUCUCGCCCUAGUCGCCGUCACAAGCAGCCUCGCUAGUCCGUUUGGCUACGCGUCGCUUGCGCAUAUCGACUACAUCACGUUCCUCCUUGCAAAGAGCUGCAAGUUGCUGCCGGUUAUGUUCCUCCACAUCACCGUCUUUCGCCGCCGGUAUCCCUUGUACAAGUACCUUGUCGUCGCGGCUGUGACCAUGGGCGUGGCUGUCUUCACCCUGCACUCGGGGAAGAAGAAGGGUAACAAGGUUCGCCCUGACGACGCGAGCACCUCGUGGGGUCUAUUGCUUCUUGGCAUCAACCUCCUGUUUGAUGGCUUGACGAACAGCACUCAGGACCACAUCUUCCAGACCUUCCGACCGUACUCGGGACCUCAGAUGAUGUGUGCCAACAACAUCAUGAGCACUAUUGUUACCGGCGUUUACCUGAUCAUCAGCCCUUGGUUGGUUGCCACUGGUCUUGGAGAGUGGUUCGGCAUGGAUGCUGCUGGUAACGUGGGUGAGCUCAGUGCCGCGUUGGACUUUAUGGCCCGAUAUCCUGCUGUGUGGAAGGACGUUCUCGGCUUCGCUGCGUGCGGUGCUGUGGGCCAAGUGUUCAUAUUCUACACUCUUUCCACCUUCUCAUCCGUCCUUCUCGUCACCGUCACAGUGACCCGUAAGAUGUUCACCAUGAUCCUGUCAGUCCUUGCCUUCGGCCACCGCCUCACACAGAUGCAGUGGCUCGGCGUUGCGCUUGUCUUUGGCGGCAUCGGCGUCGAGGCUGGCAUUGCGCGUCAAGAGAAGAUGGCCAAGGAAGCUGCUAAGAAGGCUCAGCAGAGCGGAAAGAAGGAGCUGUAG